Messenger RNA from Pogona vitticeps (central bearded dragon), 2272 nucleotides. The record is from RefSeq and is a predicted model, not a curated record. NCBI's taxonomy places the organism in Eukaryota, Metazoa, Chordata, Lepidosauria, Squamata, Agamidae.
CGUCUCUCUCCCGUCCCCCUUGCAGGAAUCGGCCGUGGCUUGAGCACGGGCUUCUGCCGCCUCUGCCACGGAAAAUUUUCCGCCAGGAGCUUGCGGACGGCGUUCGGGAAGGUCCCCGUGGCGGGCGAGAGCGUCGAGAAGCCGCGGCGCCUGGAGCAGGGCUUCUUUGUGGAUUUCCAGCGCCUGGUGGGGGUGGCCGCCCGGCAGGACCCCUCCCUCCCCCAGUUCGUCUGCAAGAAGUGCCACGCCCAGUUCUACAAGUGCCAGAGCAUCCUCAAGGCCUUCAUCCAGAAGGUGAACCUCUUGCCCACGGGCCACCUCAAGCCACGAGGAAAGGAUAGCGUUGUCCAGCCUUCCCCGCCUGCUGCUGAAGAAAAUGCUUCCUCUUUAGCAGACCUGAUCACAUCCAGCCCUCAGUGCCUCCACAAGCUGGUGAUGUGGGCACACAGCCACGCCCAGAGCUGCCAGGUGGCCCCAAGGCUCCAGAGCAUUCUUUCCUCCGAAUACCGUGGGAUCAUCCAGGCCGCGUGGGGCUGCGGAGAGGGCCACGAUUACGUCAUGAGCACGGACUCAGACUGCAGCGCCCUGCUGGUAGACAACGCCUUCUCUGCCAAAUGGGAAUUGAUCAAGGGUGCCUCUGAGCGUGUGACCGGAAACGGGGUCGAUGCCCGCAGUGCUGGGACUGUGCCGGAGCCCCAGAGUAGCCCAGCCAGGACAGCCACCAGCCAGCCACCCACAGACAGAGGGGCCGGUGCUUUGCCAGCUUCGAGCGCAGAAGACUGGGUGCCCGAGGGUCACCACCUGCCUGCCUCAGAAGAGGCCGCCGGAGUUCCUUCGCAGGCGGAAAGCCCGCCACAGCCAGCUUGCCCUCUCAACGGGAGCCCAGGAGCGCCAAGCGAGAAGCCAGUUCUCCCUGAAGCAUUGGAUGAGCGGGUAAAAGACGAGUUCAGUGACCUUUCUGAGGGAGACUCCUUAAGCGAGGGCGAGGAUGAGAAUGGCAAGAGACCACCGUCAUCUGACGAUUUCUUCCAGCUUUAUCCAGAAAAGAGGGUGUCCAAUCAUGGAAAAGCUGAAAGCCAGGCAGGCAAGUUGGAAGAGCCCAAAGUCAGGAAGAAGCCCGGGCCCAAACCUGGAUGGAAGAAGAAGAUCAAGUUUGAAAGGGAAGAGCUCCCGACCAUAUACAAGUGUCCUUAUCAGGGCUGCACAGCUGUCUACCGAGGGGCCGAUGGCAUGAAGAAGCACAUCAAGGAGCAUCACGAGGAGGUUCGGGAAAGGCCUUGCCCCCACCCGGGCUGCAACAAGGUCUUCAUGAUCGACCGGUACCUUCAGCGGCACGUGAAGCUCAUCCAUACAGAGGUGCGGAACUACAUCUGUGACGAAUGCGGCCACACCUUCAAGCAGCGCAAGCACCUCUCCGUGCACCAGAUGCGCCACUCGGGAGCCAAACCUCUCCAGUGCGAAAUCUGCGGCUUCCAGUGCAGGCAGCGGGCGUCUCUCAAAUACCACAUGACCAAACACAAAGCCGAGGCGGAGCUCGAAUUUGCCUGCGACCAGUGCGGGAAGCGCUUCGAGAAGGCCCACAACCUCAACGUCCACAUGUCCAUGGUGCAUCCCUUAACGCAAGCUCAGGACAAACCCAAGGCAGCCGAGGCCGAGCGCGGGGUCGUGUCGCCGGAUGCAGAGGCUCCUGCUCCCACCGCUCCGUCGGGGACUGCCGAAAGCCGGCCCGUGAAAGUGGAACUCGGUGCACAACAACACGAGCCCACCUGAAAAACGGUGGGAGGGGAGCCAGGUGGGAAGCCAACCCCAAGCGGGAGUUUUAAAUGUAUGUUUUUAAAAUGGGUUCUUCGGAGGAAGCCACUUCUGCCGGCUCAUGGAAAGCUUUCCUUGGCUAGGGCAACGCUCUGUCUCUCUCUCUCUCUGCUCCCGCCCGACGCCAUAGUCGCAGCUGCAGGAGGAGCAUCUCGGAAGAGCAACCUCUCUCUUGCCAAAGAGAACAGGUUGCCCGGCUUCCCUUCAGAGGGUGCAAGGAUGAAGGUCGUAAAGGUACCACACCUGUUGUAAAGGUGUGCACGAUGUCCGCAGACAAGAGGUCAGCUGGCCUUCGAGAUAACACAGCUCCCUCGUUUAAACCCAGAUGAUGUAUUUUAAAUUAAAUCUGAAAGCUGAUCUUAACAAAAAAGAAAAAAAGAAAGAGAACCACUGCAUUUGUAACCUAAUUUUUAUUGUUACAAAGUCAUGAUUAUGCUUGUAAUAAAUUAUUUACACAGUA